Messenger RNA from Salarias fasciatus (jewelled blenny), 2069 nucleotides. It is a transcript of the gene trim105, whose product is annotated as tripartite motif containing 105. The transcript has 7 exons. The coding region runs from base 90 to 1391 and encodes 433 amino acids. Lineage: Eukaryota; Metazoa; Chordata; Actinopteri; Blenniiformes; Blenniidae. Gene Ontology annotation, molecular function: metal ion binding; protein binding. The record is from RefSeq and is a predicted model, not a curated record.
GCAGAGAGGGGGGGGGGAACUUUGAACUGUUAUCGUCUUUCUGCGAACAUCAGACAGCACUUUCACUUUCGCAGCUGUCCGCCGCCGCCAUGGCCGCCGAAGCUGCUCCCUGCACCAAGAGCAGCCUGAGAGAGGACCUGACCUGUGCCAUAUGCUGCGACCUGUUCCGGGACCCGGUCAUGCUGACCUGUAUGCACCAUUUCUGUAAACUGUGCAUCUCCAGGUACUGGAGGGGAACCCAGGGGCCUGUGACCUGCCCUCAGUGCCGCAAGGAGUUCAGCUCCAAACACUUUCAGACCAACUACCUGGUGGCUGCUAUGGUGGAGAAGGUCAGGGCCACGACCUCUGACACCUACGUGAAAAACCUUGAGAAACAAGUGAAAGAGACUUUGGAAGACCAUCGCUUGAAAAAGGAGGACUUGGUCAACAGCGUUCGGAGGGACAAAGAAAAGAUGAAUAUCAUAAAGAGAGUUGGAUCCGACCUGGAGGCCCGUGUCAAAGGAGAGUACAGAGCUCUCCAUCAGAUCCUGCUCGAUGAGGAAACCUGUAUGCUGGAGCAGCUGAGGAGGGAGCAGGAGGAGGAGCUGGAGAAGGCCCAGCGCCACCUGGAGGCGGCGGAGCAGGCCCUGAAGGAGCUGGAGGAAAACAUGGAGGCGCUGCAGCAGUGUAGCGCCGCCUCGGGAAGCGUGGUUCUGACUGAGCUUCCACAUCUCAGACCUUGUACGCAGGUGGAUGUUACCCCCGAUUUUGAUAUAAACGCAUUCAGCAAUAAAUACGUGGCCCCAUUAGGUUACAUCGCAUGGAGGAGGAUGCUCAAGUCUUUGAAGCCAGGUCCUUCGCCGCUGACGUUUGACACCGACACGGCGCACCCGAACAUCCACGUCUCCCGGGACAAAACCAUGGCGGUGGAAUGCGACGUGACGAACCAUCCUUCACACCACAGCAAGCGUUUCCUGCAGUGCGUCAACAUCCUGGCCGCCCAGGGCUUCCACUCCGGCCGCCACUACUGGGAGGUGGACGUGGGCUCCAGCUCCAAGUGGGACCUGGGCGUGGCCUCGGAGGCCGUGGACCGCCACGCCCGGAUCAAGCUGAGCCCCGAGAACGGCUACUGGACCCUGCGGCUGCGCAAAGGCAACGAGUACUCGGCCGGGACGCAGCCGUGGACGCGGCUGCAGCUGGGCUCGUCCCCGCAGCGCAUCGGCGUCUUCCUGGACUGCGACGAACGGAAAGUGUCCUUCUACAACUCCGACGACAUGAGCCUGCUCUACGCCUUCACCAACGGGCCGCGGGGCAAAGUGUUCCCCUUCUUCAGCCCGUGCAUCAGCGACGGCAGGAACAAGCCUCAUCCCAUAAAGCUGCUCCACGACCUUUUCAUUCCCCUGUCGGCCUGAUAUUUCCGCGCUCGGGCUCCACCGUCUCAUCACGUAUUGACCAAAGACCUUCAUCCUUCAUUCUUCAUUCAGAUUUUGAACAGCAGCGUUGCCAUAGUUAGCAUCAUUAUGCAUCACGAUUUCCAGCUGUUGUUGUUGUUUUCCGGGCCAUUUUAGCUUUAAUUCACCAGAUGCUGCUGUCUGUUUGAAGCUGCCUCGCUGCCACAUUGUUGCAGUCACUCUGAAGAGACUCGCUCACUUUGCAGGACCAAUCACGUUACGUAACGCCGCAUUCCAGCUUCUGUACCUCAAACUGCUCAUCAUACAAGACCUUGAUAAUUAGCACCCGGCUCUAUUCUAAGAUUCGCUUAUCGAAGGCUUUUAGUGCUUAAUUAUAAGCAUGAAGGAAGUGUGCAAUGUUAGAUCUGAUCUAAUUGUUCUUUGUGUUUUAUACAUGUCUCAAAACGUCUUGCACACUCUCCUUCUGGAUGUUUCUUUUGAUUGAAUCGCACUUGAUUUUUUUUUCCUGAUCUGAAAUGUCAUUUUAAUUGUAUGUGCCUUAUUUUGUAUAAAAUACAAUUUGGAUCAAGAAAACAUCACAAAAUGGACUUUGGGGUAUUUCCCAUUGUCAUUGAGCGCUGUAGUCAGUUACUGUAUAGGAAAAUUAACGCUGAUGCAAAUAAAUCUCUCUUUUUCUAA